UCCUUCAGGUAGGAGGUCCUGGGUGACUUUGGAAGUCUGCUCCUUCUCGGCGCUGAGAUCGUCUAGUCCCGGGCCUUGCGGGUUUGCUGUUCUCUGCGUCUGGACUCGAGGCUUGUGUCGCAGCCAUGCUCCGCCAGAUCAUCGGUCAGGCCAGGAAGCAUCCUAGCUUGAUCCCCCUCUUCAUAUUUAUUGGAGCGGGAGGUACUGGAGCAGCACUGUAUGUCUUGCGCCUGGCAAUGUUCAAUCCAGAUGUCAGUUGGGACAAAAAGAAUAACCCAGAACCCUGGAACAAACUGGGUCCCAAUGAUCAGUACAAGUUCUACUCAGUGAAUGUAGAUUACAGCAAACUGAAGAAAGAAGGUCCAGACUUCUAAAUGAAAUGUUUCACUAUAAAGCUGCUUAAAAUGAAGGUCUUCCAGAAGCCAUCCGCACAAUUUUCCACUUAACCAGGAAAUAUUUCCCCUCUAAAUGCACGAAAUCAUGUUAGUGUACUGUGUUGGGGUUUACACUGAUUAAUAAAUAGUCUGAAACUUGA
Molecule: messenger RNA, 535 nt
Organism: Hippopotamus amphibius kiboko
Lineage: Eukaryota; Metazoa; Chordata; Mammalia; Artiodactyla; Hippopotamidae
Gene: COXFA4
Product: NDUFA4 mitochondrial complex associated
Exons: 4
Coding region: 126-374 (82 amino acids)
Source: RefSeq, a predicted model, not a curated record